AUGAUGGAGUUUGGAACUAACUCUGGCCAGUAUCGGAACUACCCCUUCAGCGGCCCGAAUAUGAACAACGCCCACUUGAACAACAACUACAUCACCAUGUCAAAUAGCAUGAACAACAUGAGCAACAUGGGUAGCAUGAGUAACGUCAGCAUGUCUGAUAUUUCGUCCCAUAUCGACUCGUUCUCGGGCCAGGACAUGAUGCAAAUGUCCCCUAGUGGUCCUUUCCCCCAGUACUCGCCCGAGGUGCUCGGUUCCAUGAUGCCGCAGAGCUUCGCCAACAUGAACAUGAGCAACAUGGGUGCCCAGACAGGCGGCAUGGACAUGUAUGGCUCACCUGUCGUGGAGCCUCAGUUUUCCCAGACUGGCCUCGAAUCCGGCGGCGCAGAUGUCCAGAUGGUCGGCUCUUCCGAAGACCAGUCUCUCGGGACCAGCACGGCACCGCUUAUAAAUAACCUGGACCUUGGCAUGACCGGCGUCGAAGGAAUGGCCGCGACUCCAGCCCCAGAAAAUCGCCCUCAGGCUCAUGUUCAGGCUCGAGCCCAGUCACAAGCACUUGCCCAACAACAGGCCGAAACCCAAUCCCAAACCCAUAAAUCGGCUCAGCCCAAACGACCGCCAUUUGAGCAGGAGCAGAGUCAUACCCCCGUGAGCCAAAGCCAGAGCCAGAAAACCAGCCCGCUCAGCGCCCAGUCGGGAGCCUCCGUACAGGCGCCAGCUGCGCCUUCGACGCUGACACGGGACCUGUCAACCAACAGUUCAUCAACACCACCGCACGCUUCCUCUCUCUCUACCACGCAGACGUCACAGGUCCAGGUCGCCCAUUCGGCCGCCACUACGCCCGCCGCCGGCCCUCAGACACCGCGACUCGACACAAAGGACAAGAGCGUUUACUCCAAAAGCGGAUUCGACAUGCUGAAGGCAUUGUGGUACGUCGCGACUCGCAAGAACCCGGAAAUUCACCUAGGCGCCGUGGACAUGUCUUGUGCCUUUGUCGUAUGCGACAUGUCUCUGAACGACUGUCCCAUUAUCUAUGUGUCCGACAACUUCCAGAACUUGACCGGUUAUAGUCGGCAUGAAAUUGUGGGACAAAACUGUCGUUUCCUCCAGGCUCCAGACGGUGCCGUCGAAGCUGGUUCGAAGCGCGAGUUUGUCGACGAUGCUGCCGUGUACAAUCUCAAGCAAAAGAUUCACGAAGGCAAAGAGGUCCAACAAAGUCUCAUCAACUAUCGAAAAGGCGGCAAGCCGUUCCUGAAUCUUCUGACCAUGAUACCCAUUCCAUGGGAUGACCCUGAUGAAAUCAGGUUCUUUGUCGGCUUCCAGAUUGAUCUUGUCGAGUGUCCUGAUGCUAUUGCCUCCAGCCAAGAUGCGCAGGGUGUCCAGGUCAAUUAUAUGCACAGCGAUAUCGGGCAGUACAUCUGGACACCGCCGAACGCAGGCCAGUGGGAGCCGGAAAAUGGGCAGACAUUGGGAGUAGAUGACGUCUCGACCUUGUUGCAGCAGUUCAACCCCAAAGGCCUUGUUUCGGACUGGCACAAACAGUCCUGGGACAAGAUGCUUCUGGAGAACGCAGAUGACGUCGUUCAUGUCCUUUCACUGAAGGGCCUCUUUCUUUACCUCUCACCCUCAUGCAAGCGGGUACUCGAGUACGACGCCGCUGAGUUGGCAGGAAACACAUUAUCCAGCAUCUGCCACCCUUCCGACAUCGUCCCCGUAACUCGAGAGCUGAAGGACACAACGCCCGGAAGCCCGGUCAACAUUGUCUUCCGUAUCCGGCGGAAGCACAGCGGUUAUACGUGGUUCGAGAGUCACGGCUCACUAUUUGUCGAGCAGGGCAAGGGACGCAAGAGCAUCAUCCUUGUCGGCCGCAAAAGGCCAGUCUUUGCACUGAGUCGUCGCAACCUUGAUGCCAACGGCGGCAUCGGUGACAGUGAGCUGUGGACGAAGCUCUCCACAUCAGGCAUGUUUUUGUUCGUAUCGUCAAAUGUUCGGUCUCUCCUGGACCUGCAACCGAACGAUCUCAUUGGCACUAGCAUUCAAGAGCUCAUGCGGAAAGAGUCACGAGCCGAAUUCGGCCGCACGAUCGAAAAGGCACGACGUGGCAAAAUUGUCACUUGUAAGCAUGAAGUUCAGAAUAGGAGGGGUCAGGUAUUACAGGCACAGACGGUUCUGUAUCCUGGCGACGCCUGCGAGGGUCAGAAGCCCACCUUUCUACUCGCUCAAACCAAACUCAUCAAGGCUUCGUCCAGAGCAAUUGCACCUGCAGCAACACCACCCGGAAGCGUCAAGUCCACUGGUAAGAAAGGCCAACUGCAGACGUCAUCGACUGGAGGCGCCGAGGCCCAAGCGGGCGGUAUCGUGUCAGCGCCAGCAGGCGGGGCAUUGGCUCUGGGCACCCAGGAUGUCGCACUCGCAGCAGACGACAACAUAUUCGACGAACUGCGUACUACCAAGUGCUCGAGCUGGCAGUUCGAGCUGCGGCAGAUGGAGAAGGUGAAUCGAAUUCUGGCCGAGGAGCUUGGCGGCCUUCUCUCCAAUAAGAAGAAGAGAAAGAGAAGAAAGGGUGUGGGCAACGUGGUCCGAGACUGCGCCAACUGCCACACACGGAACACCCCUGAAUGGAGGCGAGGACCUAGUGGUCAGCGUGAUCUAUGCAACAGUUGCGGUCUGCGAUGGGCUAAACAGACCGGACGAGUUUCACCCCGCAAUUCGUCUCGCGGCGGGAACAGCGGUGAUGCGGCAAGUAAACGAUCCAAUUCGCCCCAUCAGUCUUCACCCCUCCAUCGUGAGCUUGGUGCCGAUGGAGUGGUCCAUGCCGAAGAUACUUCGGCGGGUAGCGGCGCGCUGAAUCCAGCCAAGGUGCAUGCAACAAUGCCCCCGCCCAGUCAACCAUUGCUUGAAGGGGGUAGCGGCGCAGGCAUCACAUCGAUCCGCGAAGAACGAGAGAUUUAUAACACCAACUAG
Verticillium alfalfae VaMs.102 is the source of this 2961-nucleotide messenger RNA. RefSeq lists its product as hypothetical. Gene Ontology annotation, cellular component: nucleus. Gene Ontology annotation, biological process: regulation of DNA-templated transcription. The transcript has 2 exons. The record is from RefSeq and is a predicted model, not a curated record. Bases 1 to 2961 code for a protein of 986 amino acids. Gene Ontology annotation, molecular function: zinc ion binding; sequence-specific DNA binding; protein binding. Lineage: Eukaryota; Fungi; Ascomycota; Sordariomycetes; Glomerellales; Plectosphaerellaceae.